UAUACCAUCCCUCCGGGGAAGGCUGAGCAUUUGCAAAUUCCGGCUCCAGAGCGCGGCGAGCAUCAUAUCAUAUCCUAUCUUAUUCCCGCCGGGUGGCAGCCGCAGAGCAGGACGAGGCUUCCCGGCUCCUGGUUAUCCUAACGCCGCCAGCGCUAUCCCCGCCCCGCGCCUCCCGUGCAACCGAGCGGCGGUCCGCGGGGUUCCGCCGGGAGCCGAGCUCCCAGCUAGAGACCCUGUCUCUCUCCCUGCAGCGCAGGCACAGGCAGAGCCCUGGGUGAGUAGUCCGGGAGCUCCCGUAUUCCUCCAGGCAGGCCAGAUACGUUCAGGCUCCCUUCUCCACACCCCUUUCAUUGGUGCCUGGAAGGUGGAGAGAGAUCUGUUCUCUGGCUGAACAGUCAUGACAGCUGAAAAGACUAUUCCUAUAAUUAAUGGAAAGCCAGAAGAUGCUUUGGACCCAGAAGCCUCUAGUACCAACCUCGUCCACAUCAAUGAUAAGAAAGUUCACGAAAGAGGUCACUGGAACAAUAAGGUUGAAUUUGUGCUUUCUGUGGCAGGGGAGAUUAUUGGGUUGGGAAAUGUAUGGAGAUUCCCAUAUCUUUGCUACAAGAAUGGAGGAGGUGCUUUCCUCAUCCCAUAUGUGGUUUUUUUUAUUUGCUGUGGAAUACCAGUAUUCUUCUUGGAGACAGCCUUGGGACAGUUUACUAGUGAAGGAGGUAUUACAUGCUGGAGAAAAGUUUGCCCUCUAUUUGAAGGCAUUGGAUAUGCUACCCAAGUUAUAGAGGCACACCUAAAUGUAUAUUACAUCAUCAUUUUAGCAUGGGCUAUCUUCUAUUUGUUUAACUGCUUUACUACAGAGCUUCCUUGGGCUACCUGUGGGCAUGAUUGGAAUACAGAAAACUGCGUGGAAUUUCAAAAACUUAACAUGAGCAACUGCAGUCAACUCUCUUUACAAAAUGCCACUUCUCCAGUGAUGGAAUUCUGGGAACGAAGGGUACUUGCUAUAUCUGAUGGAAUUGAAGACAUUGGGAAUCUACGCUGGGAACUUGCACUGUGCCUCCUUGCUGCUUGGACUAUCUGCUAUUUUUGCAUUUGGAAGGGAACAAAGUCUACUGGAAAGGUUGUGUAUGUUACAGCCACCUUCCCCUAUAUCAUGUUGAUGAUUCUCCUCAUUCGUGGAGUAACGUUACCAGGUGCUUCCGAGGGGAUAAAAUUCUACUUGUACCCUGACCUUUCCCGACUGUCUGACCCACAGGUGUGGGUGGAUGCUGGAACACAGAUAUUUUUCUCCUAUGCGAUCUGCUUGGGGUGUUUGACAGCUCUGGGAAGCUACAACAACUAUAAUAACAACUGCUACAGAGACUGCAUCAUGCUCUGCUGCUUGAACAGUGGCACAAGCUUUGUUGCUGGUUUUGCUAUCUUUUCAGUUCUUGGAUUUAUGGCUUAUGAGCAAGGCGUGCCCAUUGCAGAAGUCGCAGAAUCAGGACCAGGACUUGCAUUCAUUGCCUAUCCUAAAGCUGUUACCAUGAUGCCUCUUUCUCCUCUGUGGGCAGCUCUGUUCUUUAUGAUGCUCAUAUUCCUUGGAUUAGAUAGUCAGUUUGUGUGUGUUGAAAGCCUGGUGACAGCUGUUGUAGAUAUGUACCCAAAAGUCUUCCGAAGGGGCUACCGAAGAGAACUGUUGAUUCUUGGCCUUUCCAUUGUGUCCUACUUCAUCGGCCUAAUAAUGUUAACUGAGGGUGGGAUGUACGUCUUUCAGUUGUUUGACUCUUAUGCAGCUAGUGGCAUGUGCCUUCUCUUUGUUGCCAUAUUUGAAUGUGUCUGCAUAGGCUGGGUUUACGGCAGCAAUCGCUUUUAUGAAAACAUUGAAGACAUGAUUGGGUACAGGCCACUGUCACUGAUCAAAUGGUGCUGGAUGGUUCUAACUCCCGGGAUUUGCGCAGGAAUCUUCAUCUUUUUUCUGGUGAAGUACAAGCCUCUAAAAUACAACAAUGUCUAUAUAUACCCUGACUGGGGCUACGGCAUAGGGUGGAUGAUGGCACUCUCUUCCAUGAUCUGUAUCCCCCUGUGGAUCUGCAUUAAGCUGUGGAAGACAGAAGGCACUUUCAUAGAGAAAUUCAGGAAGCUGAUUACACCCAGCUCAGAUCUGAAAAUGAGAGGGAAGCUUGGAGGAGGAGCCUACGUUGCAGCAAUCAAUGACUGCGAUGCCAAACUGAAAGGAGAUGGCGCCAUUUCAACCAUUACAGAAAAGGAGACGCAUUUCUGAAAGAACUCUCUUUUUUUGAGUUGUUUUGGGGGUUUUUUUUUGUAUAAAUAAAUGGAUAAAUAAAUUCACUUAAUCCUA
Molecule: messenger RNA, 2338 nt
Organism: Neopsephotus bourkii (Bourke's parrot)
Lineage: Eukaryota; Metazoa; Chordata; Aves; Psittaciformes; Psittacidae
Gene: SLC6A11
Product: solute carrier family 6 member 11
Exons: 15
Coding region: 398-2260 (620 amino acids)
Biological process (GO): sodium ion transmembrane transport
Cellular component (GO): membrane
Source: RefSeq, a predicted model, not a curated record